GGAUUAUAUAAUUGAGAUUGGGAAUAUGAAAUUCAGAACAGGAGUUUGAAUUUGGUUUGAGUUUUUCAAAUUGAAAAUAGAAAAGAAAAUGAAAAAAUAGAAAUAAAACAGAAAAGAAAAACAGAAAACCCCACACUAGGCCAAAUCCCGCUCGGUCGGCCCACCAUCACCUCAAAAGCCAACCCGCGCGGCCCAUCUGCCCUGUGCACUUGUGCCACUGACGGCUUGGGCCCGCUGGCCAGUUCAUCUGUGGUCUCCGCAUCGUGCGCGCCUGGGUGUUUCAUCUCGCUGUCUGGUGGGCCCCCCUUGUCACCCCCCCUAUACCAUGGCUGUUGUAGAUCUUCUCGGCUGUUGUGGAUGCACCCGUAUCGGCCUCACCGCCGUCACCGGGGGAAUUGGGUUCGGUUGCAACCACCCGGUCCACCAGCUGGCCGCCAGGUGCGGACUCCGUGGGCCAUAUAAAGUCGUGCCCCAAGUCUACUACCGUGUGGUGAAGAACCUGUCGCCGCAAGGAGAAAGUGCGGCCGCUGCAGUCCACCAUCCCCCACUGCACGUCGUUGGCGGGCACCUGGGGAGCAUCCGAAGAGAGUCGCGGGGGCACUCUUCACCUGGCCGGGUCGCUGUGAUCUCUUGGGCGGUGGGGCGUGCGUCGAAUUUGUCGUCGUGGUGCGCUCAACUGGGCGGAGCGGUGCUACACCGUCGGCCGACCUCACCCUCGUCCCCUCGGGUGGUAAAGAACAGGUACCACAGGAUGAGGCGCUUGGAGGAUGGUGCGAUGUGUUCGUGAGAGGUCUAGGCCAUCGUCUCCCAGUCAACUUUGGGUUGCUGGGUCGUUGUCUCCUUUCGAUGUAAUUAUUUAUUUAUUUUGUACAGAAACUCCUAUUAUAUAAUAAAGUUAUGACAUUCGUUUCUGUA
Messenger RNA from Zea mays, 915 nucleotides. RefSeq lists its product as uncharacterized. The transcript is spliced from 2 exons. Bases 326 to 787 code for a protein of 153 amino acids. The record is from RefSeq and is a predicted model, not a curated record. NCBI's taxonomy places the organism in Eukaryota, Viridiplantae, Streptophyta, Magnoliopsida, Poales, Poaceae.